Penicilliopsis zonata CBS 506.65 is the source of this 1448-nucleotide messenger RNA. RefSeq lists its product as hypothetical. NCBI's taxonomy places the organism in Eukaryota, Fungi, Ascomycota, Eurotiomycetes, Eurotiales, Aspergillaceae. Gene Ontology annotation, biological process: purine nucleotide biosynthetic process; ribonucleoside monophosphate biosynthetic process; 5-phosphoribose 1-diphosphate biosynthetic process. The transcript has 4 exons. The record is from RefSeq and is a predicted model, not a curated record. The annotation marks the transcript as partial. Gene Ontology annotation, cellular component: cytoplasm; ribose phosphate diphosphokinase complex. Gene Ontology annotation, molecular function: ribose phosphate diphosphokinase activity; magnesium ion binding.
UCAGGAUGUCUAUAUCGUCCAGAGCGGCAGCUCGAAGAUCAAUGAUAGCGUCAUGGAACUUCUCAUUAUGAUCUCUGCCUGCAAAGGGGGUUCUGCAAAGUCUAUCACAGCGGUUAUGCCGUACUUCCCAUAUUCCCGCCAAUCCAAGAAGAAAAGCCACCGUGGUGCGAUAACGGCUCGCAUGAUUGCGAAUUUGCUGAGCAUCGCUGGGGUGGAUCAUGUCAUCACCCUUGAUUUGCAUGCCUCUCAGAUGCAAGGUUUCUUCGGUAAGCCGGUCGAUAACCUUUUCGCCGAGCCAUUCAUCGCUCGCUGGAUUCGCAUGAAUGUUCCUGGCUGGAGGGAUGCUGUCGUUGUCAGCAAGAACGCCGGCGGUACCAAGCGAGUAACAUCGCUUGCGGACAACCUGAAGUUGAACUUUGGCAUUGUUACCACGGACCGACGACGCUCAAAGGCCCCUAUCCCUAUGGCUAUGACUGAUAGCAUGGUUUUCUUCGAUUCGAUCGAGCAAGACCCGAGUCGCCGGCCUGCCAAGGACCAGAACGAGGUUGCUCCGGAGGAGCAAGACUCGAACAGCAACUUCGAGCCAGUCUACACCCCGGAAGCUGAUUUACGGCCUGAGACUCCGCCUGCGGCUCGCCGUCCAUCGGAGCUGGAAGCGGUGCACGAGUAUACUGACGUGCGCGUCCGUGACGUGAUCACCGGACGACUUGUCCAAGGACAUCUUGUCGAUGACGAUUACCCAGAUGCUAACAUCCCCUCCAUGCCUACUUCGGAGGGCACGACGCCGGGGCCAUUAACUCAAGAGACGGAGAUGAUCCCGGACUCGAUGAUCAAUUCUCUCAUCUCGACCACAUCGUCCUUCCAGCCCGAGCACGCCCUUGGCGGGUCUUUUGAUGCCGCUGAUUCAUCUGAUGAUGAAACUCACCAGGUUGGACGGCCUAUCGAACAAGAAAAGACGAUUACGUUCGUGGGAGAAGUCCGAAACCGGACAGUGUUCCUUGUCGAUGAUAUGAUCGACAAGAGCAAGUCCUGGAUCGCCGCGGCAGAGACCGUGGUGAAGAGGGGUGGUGCCAAAAAAGUGUAUUGCAUCGCUACACACGGACUGUUUAACGAUGAGUCCUUGGAUGAAAUGGAAACAUGCGAAUGUAUUGACUACAUCGUCGUGACCAAUACGUUCCCGAUAUCUCAGCGAAUGAUCAGAAGGUCCAAAAAACUAAUUGUGAUCGACAUUUCGAGCUUGCUCGCUGAAAGCAUUCGACGUCAUCACUACGGUGAAAGGUUGGAAGACCCUUACCCUUUUCGGUUGACUGUCGAGGCAACUGACUGACCAUCUCAAAAAGCGUCUCAGCCUUGUUCCACCUGAAUGACUGAAUGAAAACUGUAUGUUAGCGUGAAGAGGUUUAUUGGGUGGAAUCUAGCCAGCUCCAUCUCGCCAAACCAAUGACAGC